Molecule: messenger RNA, 573 nt
Organism: Colletotrichum acutatum
Lineage: Eukaryota; Fungi; Ascomycota; Sordariomycetes; Glomerellales; Glomerellaceae
Exons: 1
Coding region: 1-573 (190 amino acids)
Source: RefSeq, a predicted model, not a curated record
AUGUGUUGCCGAAGACGCCGCGCAGCCCGCCAAGCCUGGCUCGAACAACGCGCCCUCGCAGGCUGUCCCCGCGGCUGCGGUGGCCCCCGCCACUUCGGCCCCGGCCCCGGGGGCCCACCAUUCCGCCCGCCUUGGGCAUCAGGCGGCGGCGGUCCCGCCUUUGGCAGAUGGCGCGCCAUCCCACAAGACAACGUCCCCCAAGACCCCUUCCGAGAUCCUCCCGCCGCUCCUCGCAACGACCCAGCGACUAGAGACCCAGAAAAGGGCGCCGUUGAGAUGAACGUCAAGGAUAUGGAGAAGAGCACGCCUGCCCCAGCCCCCGCCCCCGCGCCUGCUCCGGCUCAAAUUACAGAGGGUGAUUCGAAGAGGGUGUCGUUCAUGUCUGGCCCGUUUUCGCGGUGGAGGGAGUCCGUGAGGAGCGGCAGUGGUGAGGUGAGGAGGUCGUCUUCGAAUGCGACGUUGCCGCCUAGGUAUACCUCUGGCGUCACCGAGGCGCCGCCGUACUGGAACGGUGAGCAGGCGGGGAAUAGACGGUCCUUGCCGCCGAAUUAUGACGUGGCGAUUAAGAACUGA